UUGCUGAACGCGACGCUGUUCACGGGCGACGCGUGGCUGCACACCGUCCCCCACAUCUCGCUCCUCUUCAUCGCCAUCUUCUACGAGGGUCUCCUAGGUGGUGCCGCCUACGUCAACACGUUCCGCGCGGUGCACAAAUUGGCAAGUUUUUUCCAGCCGAGGAAAGCGCGAUUUAUAACGCUU
Molecule: messenger RNA, 183 nt
Organism: Mesorhabditis spiculigera
Lineage: Eukaryota; Metazoa; Nematoda; Chromadorea; Rhabditida; Rhabditidae
Source: the annotation of a GenBank genome assembly